UACAAAGGUGACCAGUAAAGUUCUCUCUGAGCAGCCAAAAAGCAGACAGCUCAUGACUUCUGAUCAGGACACUAAAGUUUUGUCUGAACCGCAGGUGCAGCAAGUACAAGAAGUUAAAGACGGUUCUCAUCUGGAGUCAACCAAGGUUUCUGAGUUAAAUCCUAAUGCAAAGGUGUGGGGAAAUCAUAUGUUACACUUGGAAGCAAGUGGUGCCACUGAUGGUAGCGUGAGCAAAACGUGGGAAGAAAUACCUGACCAACCUCCAGAUUCUUGUAAAGAAGGACUGGAUGCCAAUGGUGAUGGCGACAAAAAGCAUCAGAACGCGGUGCUGACAGAGCUGCAGGAGCCGUCACCAGCUGUUUCAGUGUCAGACCAGACAGAUAUGAACCCUUUGGCUCUCGAUCAUUCUGAGUAUGAGUCUAUGCAUGAAACCACCCAGACAGGUGGAAACGAACAGUUGCAGCCAGAAGGUCAGGAAGAUUUACGAGAAUUACUGAAAAAAACACUGGAAUUCUGCUUAUCUAGAGAAAAUCUUGCCAGUGACAUGUACCUUAUAUCACAGAUGGACAGUGAUCAGUAUGUGCCAAUAAUGACAGUAGCAAAUCUCGAUCAUGUCAAGAAACUCAGUACUGAUAUGGAUUUGAUUGUUGAAGUGCUGAGAUCGUUGCCUUUAGUCCAAGUGGAUGAGAAAGGAGAAAAAGUUAGGCCAAAUCAGAAUCGCUGUAUUGUGAUUUUACGUGAAGUACCUGAAUCUACCCCCAUUGAAGAGGUUGAAGCACUUUUCAAAGGAGAUAAUUUGCCUAAGUUUAUCAACUGUGAGUUUGCCUAUAAUGACAAUUGGUUCAUCACAUUUGAAUCAGAAGCUGAUGCACAGCAGGCUUACAGAUACCUUAGAGAAGAAGUGAAAACUUUCCAAGGAAAACCAAUUAAGGCAAGGAUAAAAGCAAAGGCAAUAGCUAUAAACACAUUUUUGCCAAAGAAUGGAUAUAGACCUCUGGAUAUGAACCUCUACACGCAGCAGCGUUACACAACGUCCUUUUACUUACCUCCAGUAUACAGUCCUCAUCAGCAGUUUCCAUUGUACAGCUUAAUUGGCCCACAGACCUGGUCAGCCACACACAGCUACCUUGACCCUUCUUUGGUGACACCAUUUCCAAAUACUGGAUUUAUCAAUGGGUUCACAUCUCCAACCUUCAAGCCUGCUGCUUCUCCAUUGACUACACUCAGACAGUAUCCUCCCAGAAACAGGAAUCCUAGCAAGUCUCAUAUACGACAUACAAUACCCAGUGCAGAAAGGGGACCUGGGCUUCUAGACAGUCCUACAAUAUUCAACUUUUCUGCUGAUCGUUUAAUCAAUGGCGUCAGGAGUCCACAGACGCGGCAGCCAGGACAAAACAGGACACGGAUGCAGAACGCUACUACGAGUUACACCAAGAGGGAAGUAGGAACUGGACGGAUGGAACAAAGCAGCGUUGACUCCUCUCCUGGAUUAGGUCGAGGAAGGAAAAACUCAUAUGGCUACCGAAAGAAAAGGGAGGACAAGUUUACAGUGAGCCAAACACAGUCUCCACCACCCCCAAAACCUCCAUCUCCUAGCUUUGAAUUGGGUUUAUCUAGCUUUCCUCCAUUACCUGGGGCUGCCGGCAAUUUAAAGACCGAAGACCUUUUUGAAAACAGACUGUCCAGUGUGGUAAUAGGAACAUCAAAAGAAAGAAACAUUAAUGUGGAUGCAAGUACAAACACUACUCCAUCGGGAAUUCCUCGAGAGCCGUUGUUGCCAGUUUCUUCUACAUUGCCCAGGACAUUGGAAAGGUCUCCUUCGCCAUCCCAGUCUUCUGAUACCAUUGUCCAUACAAUGAAGAAAGUUGUUGUGGACAAACAGCAGAGAGAGACACAGAGUACAGAAAGGCUUUCUUCUUCUUCCACACUCAGCACUGCAUGUAAAUCGGUACAAGUCAACGGGGCUGCCGUAGAACUGCGAAAACCUAGUUAUGCAGAAAUUUGCCAGAGAACAACUAAGGAUCCUCCUACAUUGCAACCCCAGAAAGAACAGAAGCCAAACACUGUAGCAUGUGGGAAAGAAGAAAGAAAGCCCACAGAAACAAUAGAGAAAAACAGAGAACCUCCUCCUGCAAAGUCACAUCCCGGACAACCCAAAGACCAGAGGAGACAGUCAGGACGCAGAUCGUCCCCUCCAGCCGUUGGCAAACGCUUAAAUAAAGAACAGAAUACCCCUCCAAAAUCUCCUCAGUGA
Molecule: messenger RNA, 2254 nt
Organism: Charadrius vociferus (killdeer)
Lineage: Eukaryota; Metazoa; Chordata; Aves; Charadriiformes; Charadriidae
Gene: LARP4B
Product: La ribonucleoprotein domain family, member 4B
Exons: 17
Coding region: 53-2254 (733 amino acids)
Biological process (GO): positive regulation of translation
Cellular component (GO): cytosol; cytoplasmic stress granule
Molecular function (GO): mRNA 3'-UTR binding
Source: RefSeq, a predicted model, not a curated record